UACUCGGCAGUUUUAUUGUUCAUUUCCAUCGAAUAAAAUGGAGGGCCAAGGACGAGAGCCAUACGAAACCUACAAGGGUGGGAGUGAUCGAUCAUUCUCCUUCUCGUAGUCUCGUUCGUUUGACGUUAGCGUUUUCUGCAGGGCAAGGAGCGACUGUUCCACUAAUAUGGCUGUCGGUGUCCUUGCGCUCCAGGGGUCUUUUAACGAACACAUAGCAGCGCUCAGAAGGAUCGGAGUUAAAGGGGUGGAGAUAAGGAAGCCCGAGCAGCUCCAGAACGUAGAUGCUCUUAUAAUUCCUGGAGGGGAGAGCACUACCAUGGCCAAGCUCGCAGAAUACCAUAACCUUUUUCCUGCCUUAAAAGAAUUUGUCAAAAUGGGGAAACCCGUGUGGGGAACCUGUGCGGGGCUCAUUUUCUUGGCAAACAAGGCCAUCGGACAGAAAGAAGGAGGGCAGGAGCUCAUUGGAGGGCUAGAUUGUACCGUCCAUCGGAAUUUCUUUGGCAGCCAGAUUCAGAGCUUUGAGGCAGAGCUGCCAGUACCAGAACUUGCAGCCAAGGAAGGUGGUCAUGAAAGUUUUCGUGGAGUUUUUAUUCGUGCUCCAGCAAUCCUGGAAGCUGGGCCAGAAGUCGAAGUCUUAGCUGAUUAUCCAGUUCCAGCCAAAAAACUGACAGACUCAAAGUUUGCUGCUGGAAACCAGCAGGAGACAACUGAAUCCAAAGGGAAAGUGAUAGUAGCUGUCAGGCAAGGGAACUUGCUUGGAACUGCUUUCCACCCUGAGUUGACUGCAGACACUCGAUGGCAUAGUUAUUUCUUGAAGAUGAUGGGAAAAAGUGGACAACAAAAUGGUAGCAAAGAGGAGGAUCUCAGUGACAAUCAACAACUAAGGACUGACCUCCCUAUAUUUCAAUAGUAUCAAAGUGGAACCGAAUGGUUGUCUUUCUUUGCAUAUUUAACCUUGUUAUAACAUUCCAUAGUUGCUUCUUUCUUUGAUAGGUAUAGAUAUGUUGCAUUAAAAUGCCAGUUUCUCAUAAAUUAAAACCAUAGCAGGGCAUUUGAAAAUCUCUUGGUAA
Molecule: messenger RNA, 1070 nt
Organism: Nelumbo nucifera (sacred lotus)
Lineage: Eukaryota; Viridiplantae; Streptophyta; Magnoliopsida; Proteales; Nelumbonaceae
Product: putative pyridoxal 5'-phosphate synthase subunit PDX2
Biological process (GO): pyridoxine metabolic process; pyridoxal 5'-phosphate biosynthetic process
Cellular component (GO): cytosol; glutaminase complex
Molecular function (GO): glutaminase activity
Source: RefSeq, a predicted model, not a curated record